AUGCUUCCCGAUAAUUCGCCUUCUUCAUUAGUUCUAACUAAAUCGUUUAAAGCCCUUCUUGCUGCUGCCUGGAACGCAUUCUCCGGACCUCCUUCCCGAGUGCCCUGCCACGUCCGCGACCUCCGCCUCGACCCCCUCGUGUCCGCGCGCUGGCCGCGGCCAGCAGGGGACUUUCACGACUACCUAUUCCCGCGUUCUGACACAUCCGUGCGUCCUCCAAUGCCUGCUGCCGACGCGUUCGCCGAGAUGGCGACAGAAGCGGCAAGGUCGGUGGUGGACCUAGGUCACACCGCUGAGAGCGUGCUUGCUUCGCCUCCGGCUCCUGCCGCCCCUGCCGCUGAGGCUCCAACAGCUCCCCCGGUUCCCCUUGCCGCUGCUGCGCCGUUAACGGCCCCAGUCCAACUGGCGUCUGCUCCCCCGCCAAGCCUCCCUCUUCCUCUCGGUGCUCCUGCCCCUGAUGCGCCCGCUCCUGUUGCGCCGCAGCCGCCUUCGGCGUCGCCACUUGUCCAAGCUGCCGCCGGCGUCCCUGCACCGGGGACAGCGGUGGGCGCCUCCCACGACCCCGCGCACCAGGUCGCACUUGCGUCUGCGCCGGUACAGCCCGUCGCGCAGGCGCGCCCCGAGUCCCACAGUCGUGGUGUUGCUGGGGGCAGUGCGGCGGCGCAUCGGGGGCGUGGUUCUCCUCGGCGUCGCCCCUCCUCAUCGUACCGGAAUGCGCAUCGCGGUGGCCGCGGUGGCUGGUGGGGAGGUCACGGUCGCGGACAUGAGGCGCCGAGCGAGAUGCAGCAGUUACGCGACGACUUCCCCGGGAUGUUGGCCGCGGCGAUGCGCGAGGCACUGAACAGUGCGUCGAUUCCUGUGGCUGCCCAGGCUCCUCCUGCUCCACACGCGGUUCCUGCGCCGAGUGCUCAGGCGUACCCGCAGGGUCCAGGCCCAGCUGUUGGCCGUGCACCACCACCCGCAUCUCGUCCGGUCGCCGCCGCUCCGUAUCCCCCUCUUCCAUGGAUUCCCCCCGUUCCGGACACGGGAUUUGUGGGAGCGGGAGGCGGAGAGGCGAGGGGGCCCUUCCGCCCUCUGCGUCGCGUUGAUGAAGGGAGCACUCUCGAUCCGAUGGCGCGAGCUGAUUGCUUGGCAGCGGCAGCGCAGUUCGCCUUCCUCCUGCUACCCGUGCUGGGAGCGCCCGCGCCGGGAGGCGUUGCGGUAACGCAGCUGGACCUGACUGUCCAGGAUCUGACUGGGCACCUCCGUGAAGGAGGCGCUGUUGAAGCGCUUGGCGCGACCGCGUUAGUGGUCCGCCAGAUGUGGAGGACCAUGCGAGGGAUCCUCGCGGCACUUGACGCCCACUUAAUGUAG
Messenger RNA from Closterium sp. Naga37s-1, 1353 nucleotides. The record is from the annotation of a GenBank genome assembly. Lineage: Eukaryota; Viridiplantae; Streptophyta; Zygnematophyceae; Desmidiales; Closteriaceae.